Messenger RNA from Caenorhabditis sp. 36 PRJEB53466, 724 nucleotides. Lineage: Eukaryota; Metazoa; Nematoda; Chromadorea; Rhabditida; Rhabditidae. The record is from the annotation of a GenBank genome assembly.
AUGAGCCGGCCAGCGACUCCUAUGAUUGACGAAAUCGCGCCCGGCGAGUCGGACUCUACGGAAGACGGAGAGGUAUUCUUUUUUCCAAAUUUACAGAACAGAAAAUAAUCGCAAUCUAAUUGACACUGUAGAUUCGAAAAUGCAUUUUUGCACAACUUUCAACGCAUGAAAUCAGUAAAAAUCGCAACUGAGAGAAAUUCCAACUAUUUUACAGCCUUCCCCAGGCAAUAUGACUGCUGGAAAUGGUGGCAACGGUGGCGACGGAAUGGUUGGCGGCCGCGGUGGCGACGGUGGCCACGGCUUCAACUCCGCUCGCUACACGCGCACCGUGAACGGAGGCUACGGCGGCCACGGAGGCGACGGAAGACUGCAUGGCGGCCGAGGUGGUCGAGGCGGCGACGGCUGCACCCUCGGAAAUGGGGGCCACGGCGGGGACGGCGGCCGAGGAAACCACGGCAACGGGGGACACGGCGGACGCGGCGGCGAUGGUGGAAAGUACGGCUGUGGAGGAGAUGGAGGACAUGGGGGCGAUUGCGGCAAAGAAGAAUUUCGCGGAGGAGACGGAGGUGACGGGGGAGACAGCGGAAGUGGAAAAAAAGGAGGACGCGGUAAACGUGGCACGCCCGGAGGAGAAGGUGGAGCCGGAGGCAGCGGAGGAUGUGAUGAGGAUGCCGUCGACAAGAAACCCAGCGGAAGCCAGGACCGCAAACGCCCUCAUUCGUAG